Messenger RNA from Solanum dulcamara, 1526 nucleotides. RefSeq names its product COBRA-like protein 1. Gene Ontology annotation, biological process: plant-type cell wall cellulose biosynthetic process; cellulose microfibril organization. The coding region runs from base 134 to 1510 and encodes 458 amino acids. Gene Ontology annotation, cellular component: plasma membrane. The transcript is spliced from 6 exons. NCBI's taxonomy places the organism in Eukaryota, Viridiplantae, Streptophyta, Magnoliopsida, Solanales, Solanaceae. The record is from RefSeq and is a predicted model, not a curated record.
ACAUCACAAAAAAGGCAAACUCCUUGUCAUUAACACAUUUUAAUUCCCUCUUCUUUUUCUAUGUCCAUUCCCAACACAAAAUAGUAUUGGUCAGUGGUCACCCUUCCCAAUUUUUGUUUUAAUCCACUCAGCAAUGGAGGUCUGUCUCUGUUACAUCUCAAGAUCAUCAAUCACUAAAUUUGGCACUUUCGAUAUUCUGAUAGCCUUGUUGCUUUCUCUUAUGUGCUUUACGUCUACAGAUGCUUAUGAUACACUUGAUCCGAAUGGAAAUAUUACCGUCAAGUGGGAUAUUAAGUCUUGGACUCCAGAUGGAUAUCUUGCUAUUGUUACAAUAUAUAACUUGCAAAAGUAUCGUCAUAUUCAAGCACCGGGAUGGCAACUAGGUUGGACAUGGGCAAAAAAAGAAAUAAUUUGGAAUGCAGUUGGAGGUCAAGCCAUCGAGCAAGGAGAUUGUUCAAGAUUCAAAGGUAGCAUUCCUCAUUGCUGCAAAAAAGACCCAUUCAUUGUCGACUUGUUGCCAGGAACUCCGUAUAACCAGCAAAUUUCAAAUUGCUGCAAAGGUGGAGUAAUUAGCUCGUGGGUUCAAGAUCCAGAUAAAGCUAUUAGUGCAUUCCAACUCAGUGUCGGUCAUGCAGGAACAAGUAACAAGACAGUAAGGUUGCCAAAAAACUUCACCCUCGAAGCACCAGGACCUGGAUAUACAUGCGGGCCUGCAGUGAAGGGGAAACCAACCAAGUUUCUAACACCAGAUGGAAGGAGGUUCACUCAAGCUUUGAUGACAUGGAAUGUUACUUGCACAUAUUCACAAUUCCUAGCUCAGAAGACAUCCAGUUGUUGUGUCUCACUGUCCUCUUUCUACAACGACACAAUUAUAAACUGUCCGACUUGCACAUGUGGUUGCCAAAAUAACAUAACUCAACCGGGAACAUGUGUAGAGCCGGACUCACCUUAUUUAGCCUCAACACUUCUAAGUUCCGGAAAGAAUGAUUACAGUCCUUUGGUCCAAUGUACUAAACAUAUGUGUCCGAUUAGAGUUCAUUGGCAUGUUAAGACCAACUAUAAAGCUUACUGGAGGGUAAAAAUUACAAUAACAAAUUUCAACUACAGAAUGAACUAUUCCCAGUGGAAUCUUGUUGUUCAACACCCCAACUUUGAGAAUCUCACGCAGAUAUUCAGCUUUAAUUAUGAGUCACUGAUCCCGUAUGGUUCUAUUAAUGAUACUGCUAUGUUUUGGGGAAUCAAAUAUUACAAUGAUCUGCUAAUGCAGGGUGGACCUUCUGGAAAUGUGCAAUCAGAGAUCAUAUUUCAGAAGGAUAAAUCGACGUUCACCUUUGAAAAUGGCUGGGCUUUCCCUCGAAAGGUUUACUUUAAUGGUGACAAUUGUGUUAUGCCACCCCCGGAUACUUAUCCGUACCUACCAAAUGCUAGUGCCUACAGUGGGCUUACUCUAUUGCACUCUUUGGCUGCAAUUUUGAUAUCUCUUAUUCUACUAAAUUCACAUAACUUGUAAAAUUAUAAGAAAGAAA